GGUGGCAGAUCAAUCUUGUAAUGAUACACCGGGGUAAAGAGGUGUAUUUCUACCUGACGUAGCCUACUACAAGCAAUGAAGUCUUUAGCGUUGGUUACUCUCUUUGGGAUUUGUUAUUGUUUUAACAAUAUUCUGGCAGUCGAAGCAGGUCGCUUGGCGUCGAUGAAGGUGGUCGAGCGUCUGAAAGAGAUUGAACCGAAACAUGCCGAAAUUAAGUAUCGCAUCAUUAACUUCGUGUACUCGGCGAAGUACAACUUGGUGCAAAAGACGGACCAGUUCUACAAGCAGCUGUUUGUCGCCAAGGAAGGCUCGCUCGACAUUGCGAUAGACCUCGAGGAUGAGCUGCUAUAUCAGCUCGAUCAUCAACCGGCUUCGGUGGAUCGCAGUUGUCUUAGCUUCCUGAAAACAAUUGUGGAAAACAACAUGAACGUGGCCGGUGUGGGAUACACGAACUGUGUUAACGAUGUGGAACGGGGUAUAGAGAAGGAGCUGCAGCGUGCCCAACAGUUGCUCGAGGUCGAUGAGUCGGAAAUAUUCUACCAGAGUCUGUUGGACGUUUUCGAGGGUGAGAAUAUUAUUGCGGGACCUGAUGCAGUCAUGGUAAAGCUGAAGGGCAAGGCUGACGAAAUUGAUGCCUUUGCCAGUGAUUACUUUUCGGGCAUAUUUGGGAUUGUGGAACAGUUUUCCUCCAGGCUGUGGGAUUUGCGAAAUGGCUAUCAAUCGUGCUUGAACGUUAACGAGUCCAUACUGAAGGCAACAUCCGAUGCGUCCAAAAGUCAGUUGACAAGCAUCUGUUUAGGGUCGAUUGUUAACUGAUGAGAUGGUUGCAAAAGUGUAUACAUACUGUACUCGGAAUAAAACACUAACCUACCCGAAUGUAUAGCAGAUGAUACUCCAGCCCAUCAACCUGUUCUCUUGCAUAGUUCCUCAUAACUAACAACUUGUAACACAUCACUGAGUUAUUUAUAUAAUUUUUAAAUAAAAAUAUGUAAAAUAUA
This is a messenger RNA of Anopheles stephensi (Asian malaria mosquito), 998 nucleotides long. RefSeq lists its product as uncharacterized. Bases 76 to 816 code for a protein of 246 amino acids. The record is from RefSeq and is a predicted model, not a curated record. NCBI's taxonomy places the organism in Eukaryota, Metazoa, Arthropoda, Insecta, Diptera, Culicidae. The transcript is spliced from 2 exons.